Messenger RNA from Xiphophorus couchianus (Monterrey platyfish), 2251 nucleotides. It is a transcript of the gene ccno, whose product is annotated as cyclin O. The record is from RefSeq and is a predicted model, not a curated record. The transcript is spliced from 3 exons. Lineage: Eukaryota; Metazoa; Chordata; Actinopteri; Cyprinodontiformes; Poeciliidae. Bases 907 to 2028 code for a protein of 373 amino acids.
UUGGGAAAUAAACAUGACCCAUUUUGAUAACAUUGACAAAAAUACAAUAAAAUAGGUCAAUCAUGGCACAAAAAGAAGUGCAACAAAAUAACCUACAGCACAUGUAAGAUCAAUGACCCCGAAAAGACACAAGUUAAAACAGGUUUUCGUCAAAGAAAAAAUAUUUCUUGUAAGAGAAAAAUAACUGACGACAAGAAAUUCUUCUAAAAGUGAACUUGAAUUACAUUACAAUAAAGAAGGAAGUCACUAGAGAAACAGAGCAAUGAUAGUGCAAGUAAAAUAAAACAGACUAAGGAAGUACUGAAGAAGGAUAUAUUUUUGCAGGUAAUUGAAUGACUUUAAUAAUGAAAUAAGACAUUUCACAAAGUUAGAAUAAUUCUGAUGAAUAAAAUAUAACAGAAAAAUUAUGAAAGACAACAAAAAAUGUAGUUGGAAGUUUAGAACCAGCAAUUAGUCGAGCCAUUAAUUAAAAUAAAUAAGAAUAAAAAUCUUAAAACCGGUAACUGUAUUACAUUUUACUUGGCCUUUACGCAGUUGUUCACUUCUCAAAAGUUGAUUAUUUCACAUUUUCAAAUGAGUAACCAACAAUUUUAGGUGACACUCCUGUUAAAUAUAUACAUUUACACCUUAUGAAAUAAACUUUGUUUUUCAUUUGUUUGUCCUGCAGUGUAAGUCUAAAAGGAACAGCUGCUAGAAUUGCCACAUUGUAAAGGUUUGUUCAUUAAAGCCAACAUGGGAUGGUGAGACUGGGCUCCGGUUGCCUGAGCAACGGAAGAAAGCGGAGACCCAAGAGCGGGGACUACCCCGGGAAAAGUGACGUCACUAAGCGGCACCGCUCUCCAUGGAGCAUCGAGCACGGUGAGAAGUUUAUACACAAAAGCCCUGAAGACUGACGCACAGGUAGACAUGGUGUCAUUUAGAAAGGACGAUUCAGUUUGCGAUACAUUUUGUAAAAGAAGACUCACGCCGCCUCGGCAGACUGCUCGGCACAGAAAGCAGAGACUUGUGUCCAAACUGGGUGACUCUGGAUUCGAGGACGAUCUGGUUUCCUCUCCCAUUCCGCCCCGUUGUCGGAUGAAUGCAUUCCAACUGGAGUCAGAAGAACCAGAGUCCGCUGAUGGACAGCUGUCCCACUGGUACCUUCAGUACGGAGACGUCGGUUUCAGGAUCCAAAGGGAGAAAGAGUCGCAGUUUCAUCCCUGCCAAAGCCUGGCACGUCAACCACAACUGACUGCAGAUGCACGCUGUAAGCUGGUGAGCUGGCUCAUCCCCGUCCAUAAACACUUCCGUCUGUCCUUCGAGUGCUGCUGUCUGACAGUGAACAUCAUGGACAGGUUCCUGGCGUCCACUCCAGUGGCCACAGACUGCUUCCAGCUCCUGGGUGUCACUGCACUCCUCUUAGCCAGUAAACAGGUGGAGGUGCGCUCUCCAUCGGUCAGCUAUCUCUUGUCUCUGUGCUGUGAUACUUUCACCAAGGAGCAGUUCUGCAACCUGGAGUGCCUCGUCCUGCUCCGCCUUAACUUUCGCCUCGCCUCGCCCACCCUGGCCUUCUUCCUGGAUUACUUCAGCAAUCUCGUCAAGGCUGCCCAGUUUGUGAUUGAGAACAACAGCAGUGACGGGUUUUCAGGAGUGGGUUCAGAGAUAGCAAAGAUCAGAAAGUGCAGUGAGCUUGCACAAAAAGUAUGUGAGUUGACUCUAGCAGACUAUGCUUUCAAUAAAUACCCACCAUCUCUGAUUGCUUGCUGUGCCCUGAGACUUGCAUGUGAAUUACUGAGAACCGAACACUGCUUUGCAGAUCAGGCAGUCGUAGAGUUGGUGGAAAACCCAUGGGAAUGUUUCAGAGGAGACCAAUGUAUGCAGCCGGUUUGUAUCCAGUCAUGUGAAAGCUCUACCUUUAGUCCUGGGCAGUGUUUGACAGUGGAGGCGACUCCAGAUCAGGACUGCAGUCUGGUGCAGGAAUGCAAAGACAACCUAAAGAUGUUGGUGUCACUGAAUCAGGAGACUCUAAAAGUGAUGCCAUUAAAAUAAAACAUCAUCUUAGAAGAUUAAAAAAGCUGGUUUCUAAUUUUUUCUUCUUAGUCUAUGCGUUUGGGAAGCAAUGCAUGAUGAUGACUUGUUUUUGUAGAUGUGAGCUGCAUAAAUCCCUCAUGAACAGUCAUAUGUUUGCAACCGCUAAAGGUUUACUUGGUAUUAUAUUUUAUUUAUUUGUGUUUCUACUUACACUUUUCUGUAAUCUCUUUAAUGAAGGAUU